UUUCCUCGGCCGGGUUGGUUCAUGGUGCGACUGUGAGGGACAUUGGAUGACUUUGUGCCGUGUUUAGCCGGGGUAUUCGCCUUAGCUCAUUCAUUUUGACAGGGGAAGAGGUCGUCAACGCGAUGGAGGCUCUUAUUCCUGUCAUUAACAAACUCCAGGAUGUUUUUAACACAGUCGGGGCGGAUAUUAUCCAGCUGCCUCAGAUUGCAGUGGUGGGAACGCAGAGCAGUGGGAAGAGUUCAGUGCUGGAGAGUUUGGUUGGCAGGGACCUCCUGCCCCGCGGGACGGGCAUCGUCACCCGCAGACCUCUUAUCCUGCAGCUGGUGCACGUAGACCCCGAGGACAGAAGAAAGACCAGCGAGGAGAACGACCCCAAUGCCUGGAAAAAUGGGCUCUUUUACAAAGGAGUGGAUGGAGAAGAGUGGGGGAAAUUUCUACACACCAAAAACAAGAUCUACACAGAUUUUGAUGAAAUCAGGCAAGAAAUUGAAAAUGAAACUGAAAGAGUUUCUGGCAAUAAUAAGGGGAUCAGCGAUGAGCCAAUUCACCUGAAAAUCUUCUCACCACAUGUUGUCAAUCUCACACUGGUGGAUCUGCCUGGCAUCACAAAGGUCCCAGUGGGAGACCAGCCUAAAGAUAUCGAGCUGCAGAUCCGCGAACUGAUCUUAAAAUACAUCAGCAAUCCCAACUGCAUCAUUUUAGCUGUCACUGCAGCGAACACGGACAUGGCCACCUCUGAAGCUCUGAAAGUCGCCCGUGAGGUGGAUCCAGACGGUCAGAGUCAGCUGAACAUCAAUAAUAAGAAAAUUGUGGCAGACUCCAUCCGUGAUGAGCACGCCUUCCUGCAGAAGAAAUACCCCUCCCUCGCCAACAGAAACGGAACCAAGUAUCUCGCCAGAACAUUAAAUAGGUUAUUGAUGCAUCACAUUAGGGACUGUCUACCAGAGCUGAAGACACGUAUCAACGUUUUAGCAGCUCAGUAUCAGUCCCUGCUCAGCAGCUACGGUGAGCCGGUAGAGGACAUGAGCUCCACCCUGCUGCAACUCAUCACAAAGUUCGCUGCCGAGUACUGCAACACUAUUGAAGGAACGGCCAAAUACAUUGAGACCGCUGAACUGUGUGGUGGUGCAAGAAUUUGUUAUAUUUUCCAUGAGACAUUUGGUAGGACACUGGAGUCGGUCGAUCCUCUUGGAGGACUUACAACCAUAGAUGUCCUAACAGCUAUUAGGAACGCUACGGGUCCCCGUCCUGCUCUGUUUGUGCCUGAGGUGUCGUUUGAGCUGCUGGUGAAGAGGCAGGUCAAGCGUCUGGAGGAGCCCAGUCUGCGCUGUGUGGAGCUGGUGCAUGAAGAGAUGCAGAGGAUCAUUCAGCACUGUAGCAACUACAGCACUCAGGAGUUGCUUAGGUUUCCAAAGCUUCAUGAUGCCAUAGUAGAAGUGGUGACGUCUCUUCUCAGGAAGCGGCUCCCAGUCACCAAUGAGAUGGUUCACAAUCUUGUGGCGAUUGAGUUGGCUUAUAUCAACACCAAACACCCAGACUUCGCAGAUGCCUGUGGGCUCAUGAACAACAACAUUGAGGAGCAGAGACGUAACCGAAUGAGAGAGCUUCCCUCAGCGGUCCCCCGUGAUAAGUCCUUAAAAGGUCCUGGUGGGCAGUCAGUGUCGCCCACCGAGCAGCCGCCUGCUGAGGGCGAUGGCCCUAAGAUGGCUGGAGGAGCUCAGGGGGAGCAGGAAGGAGGAACAGGGACCUGGAGAGGCAUGUUGAAGAAAGGAGAAGAAUAUGAGGACAAGAUGAAACCACAGAGCUCCGUCCCUGUCAGCCCUCAGAAAGGACACGCAGUGAACCUACUUGAUGUGCCUGUGCCGGUUGCCCGGAAACUGUCUGCUCGUGAACAGAGGGAUUGUGAGGUCAUCGAGAGGCUCAUCAAGUCUUAUUUCCUCAUUGUCCGUAAAAACAUCCAGGACAGUGUACCAAAGGCUGUGAUGCACUUCCUGGUCAACCACGUGAAGGACAGCUUACAGAGCGAGCUGGUGGGGCAGCUCUAUAAACCCGCCCUGCUGGACGACCUCCUCACAGAGUCAGAGGACAUGGCCCAGCGCCGCAAUGAGGCCGCAGAUAUGCUGAAGGCCUUGCAGAAAGCCAGUCAGGUGAUCGCCGAGAUCCGAGAAACGCACCUGUGGUGAAGCCCUGCUGAUGUACAGCCCCUCUCCCUUUCACUCGAACCCUGCGAUCUGCAUCAGCCCUGUCUCUCUUCUGUCUGGGUUUCACAGACAGCCAACUUGAAAAAUGCACUGGUGUCAGUUAGUGUGUAUUGAAUAUAGUUUAUGUACGCAACGGACUCUUCUCAAACUACACUGAGGGCAGCACAUAUCAUGUCACACCUGCACACCGUCCCAUUCAGUGAUCUCUUUCAUGUAUGUUUGCUACCAUGUACGCUGCAGAUAACGUGUGGCCUGUUAAAGGACUGUGUGUCCCUGAUCUAGUCUAAAUUAAAGGUAGUGUAAAUGUCAUGAUGUUGUGGCUUCAUUUGCAACUUUUGGUGUGAUUUGAUAUUUGCAAAGGUGCACUCAGUAAUUUUUUAUGUUUGGUAUGGUGGCCAACUUUGCAUUAUACUGAUAAAGAUGCAGGAUCACCUAAAAGUUUUUCCCCCUUAAUUCUGAAAAUAAUAACAGUGACUACAAGGAUAAAGUGAGUAGCGUGACUGGUCAUGUGAUCUCAACUUGGCGGCCCCUAUAAGGGUGAAGUGCUCAAUGUAAAUAAAACAGCUUUUAUUAGACUGUUGAUAGGGAGUCUACAUGAUUUGAAACAUAUGCACUAUGCAUCUCUUUUGUGUAAAUGUGUAAAACUUUUUAUGGAGACCAAAAUUG
This is a messenger RNA of Sinocyclocheilus anshuiensis, 2867 nucleotides long. Its product is annotated as dynamin-1-like protein. Gene Ontology annotation, biological process: mitochondrial fragmentation involved in apoptotic process; mitochondrial fission; peroxisome fission. NCBI's taxonomy places the organism in Eukaryota, Metazoa, Chordata, Actinopteri, Cypriniformes, Cyprinidae. The transcript is spliced from 19 exons. The coding region runs from base 123 to 2183 and encodes 686 amino acids. Gene Ontology annotation, molecular function: microtubule binding; GTP binding; GTPase activity. Gene Ontology annotation, cellular component: membrane; mitochondrion; cytoplasm. The record is from RefSeq and is a predicted model, not a curated record.